Molecule: messenger RNA, 2416 nt
Organism: Dama dama (fallow deer)
Lineage: Eukaryota; Metazoa; Chordata; Mammalia; Artiodactyla; Cervidae
Gene: XNDC1N
Product: XRCC1 N-terminal domain containing 1, N-terminal like
Exons: 10
Coding region: 398-1609 (403 amino acids)
Biological process (GO): base-excision repair; single strand break repair
Cellular component (GO): nucleus
Molecular function (GO): damaged DNA binding
Source: RefSeq, a predicted model, not a curated record
UCCGGGAGAUUUGCAAUGCGUGAAAUAUACAUAAACCACCCGAAUGUAUUUUUCUGUCUAUAGCACGUGUCUUCUUACGUUGGUGGGAGUCAAUUUCCGGAAACAGAGGCUUCUUGAGGCCCCAGAACAUGUUCCCGGGCUUCGGGAGGCGGAAGAGUGGUGCUUCGGGUCAGAAGGCGGAGGUUAGAGGGCCAAAUUGGCGGGAGAACGUUUUUUUUUUUUGGUCCAAGAUCUAAGGCAGAGGUGGCACUUCGAGGUCCAUUAUCCCGGGAGUAACAUGACGGUUCCUUCUCUUCUGGAAGCUGAUAGGACCGAAAUAUAGGCACCAAAGUGGUGACAGAAGAGAUCUCAGGAGAAAGCAUUCUGCCUUGUGCUUGGGACAGCUGCUGGGCCCACCAUGGCUCCAGUGAAGAUUAGCCAUGUGGUGUCAUUUUCCUCUCAGGAUCCCAAAUAUCCGGUGGAGAAUUUGCUGAACCCAGACAGUCAGAGGGGACCGUGGCUCAGCUGUCCUCAGGACAAGAGCAGGCAGCUGAAAGUGGAGCUGCAGCUGGAGAGGGCAGUGCCCAUUGGCUACAUCGACGUGGGUAACUGUGGUUGUGCCUUCCUGCAAAUUGACGUGGGUCGUUCCUCCUGGUCCCUGGACAGACCUUUCGUCACCCUGCUCCCUGCAACCAUGCUGAUGUCCCUGGCUGAUUCAAAGCAGGGAAAAAACCGCUCAGGGGUCCGCAUGUUUAAAAAUGGCGAUUUCCUGGCCCCAGCCUCAGGUGAGUCAUGGGAUCGACUUCGCCUGACCUGCUCCCAACCCUUCACACAUCAUCAGCCCUUUGGCCUGGCCUUCCUGCGGGUGUGUUCCUCUCUGGACUCCUUAGACGACCCUGUGGAGGGUCCCUCGGUCCCUGUGAGCUCGGGGCUGAGCCAGAGCUCUUCUGAUGCUCAAGAGUCUGAUCCCAGCCCCUGGCUGGCUAAUCCUUCCAUCCGGAGGACAUUCUUCCCAGAUCCCCAAACGACCACCAGGGAAAUCUCCGAGCUCAGGAAUAUCCUAAAGCAGCUGCAGCCAGGGACUCUGGGGCGUUCAGCCUGCAUGGUGCUUUCAGCCGCCCACAGGGCACCUCCAGCCCGUGUGGCAGACCCUAAAACCACCCAUGCAGAACCAGGUCCCAGUCAUCAGGACAGCGCAGAGACCAGAUCAGAGGAGCAGAACAUAGAGAAGGACGUGAGCAGGACAAAGAGGAGGAAAGUAGGAGCCCGCAGGCCUGUAUCCAACUCAAACUCUCGGCCAAACCAGCGGAGGCUAGCAAAGGCAGGCCAGAGAGAACACCUGCGGCCCCAGGCCCGAAGCAGCAGAGUCCAGGAGAGUGGGUGGUGCCCCAUUUGUGCAGGCUCCUUCAGCAUGGACAUGCUUCCCCAGCACGCUGCCACUUGUGGAGGGGCCUCCCCGCCUCCCCCAGCCUCUCCCACCUCAUCACCAUCUUCAUCUCCACACGUACUGUGGGUUUCCUCCCCAGAGAGCUCGCCACCAAUUUCCUGGGUCCAGUGUCCUAUCUGCGAGUUGCCAUUCUCGGCAGGAGAAAUAGAAGAACAUGCCAGUACGUGCGGGGAGGUCCUUUAGGCCUGAGCCAUGAAGUCCUGCAGCCUUGGCCCCCCUCCACCGUCUAUGACAGAAAUGGACGAGGGGCUCUCUUAACAGUUGGGAGGGGCUGACGAGGCCAGGCCGCCCCCUGUCCUCCCCACCACUCAUUCCCUUAGGACUCUCCACCUGAGGGCACCUCUGGGCCCAGCCUGCUCCCCACUCCCAGUCGUCAAGGCUUCUGUCACCAUGGCGCCCUACUCUCCCAAGGACAGCUCCAUGUGUCUCUUCUUUGGGACUUCUGGGAUAGAAUUGGUGAGCUCUCAAGGGCUUCAGGACACAAUCCAGAACAUCUUCCCCUCAGUGAGUGAUGUGUAUCCUCAUGCCCAUUUUCUUGAGAGAAAAACUGAGGUCCAAUGAAAAGAAAAGCCCCGCCCAACAGAUAAGAUCCUGUGGUGUCCUGGGAAAAGUGAGUGAUUUUUGAGUAUAAGACUGACCUUCAAAAAAAAAAAAAAAAAAAAAAGACUGACCUUCAGUGCCCCAUGAACUGCACUCUUAGUGUCCUUUGGGACUUUCCUCCUUAGGAUAAUCAGGUAACAGUGUUGCUGUGUGACUUUAAGCAAGUUAUUUAUCUUGGGUCCAGAGUUAACCCUCAGUAACAGAAAAAAAAAAUUCCCAUCCUCCUGUUGAGUUUUAUGGGAAUCAGACAGACUAAACACUGAGGAGUGGCUGGCUGUAGAACCUUGGGCGAGUUCCAGGCCACAUUUGCACAUUGGGGCAGUUGGACCAGAAGGUCACUAUGGUCCCUUCCACCUGUGGUUUUCUAAAAUAUAUUCCUGCCAUUUUUGA